Molecule: messenger RNA, 624 nt
Organism: Triticum aestivum (bread wheat)
Lineage: Eukaryota; Viridiplantae; Streptophyta; Magnoliopsida; Poales; Poaceae
Exons: 1
Coding region: 1-558 (185 amino acids)
Source: RefSeq, a predicted model, not a curated record
AUGGGGCUCUGCAGGUCUACCGGCAGCGCGGUGGCGGCGGCGGCGCGGGCAAAGGGGCAGCCUGCCUCGACGGCUAUAGUACUGCUGCCAACGGGUGAGCUGCGGGAGUACUCGCGGCCGGCCACAGCGGGCCAGGCGCUCGACGACUUGGUGGCUGGGGACGCCGGCUGGUUCUUGUGCGACGCCGACGAGAUGGCGUUCGAUGGCCGCGUGGCAGCCAUGCCCCAGGCCGAGGAGCUCCGCCCGGAGCAGAUAUACUUCGUGCUCCCCGCUGAGGCUCGACAGAACGGCCUCCGGCGCGAGGACCUCGCCGCUCUCGCUGUCAGUGCAUCCGCGGCGCUCGUCAAUAAGGCCAACACCGCCUUGUCCGCCGGACGACGACGGAGGCGCGCCGGCUCGGUAGCCCCGCUCGUUUUCGCUCCACCGCAGGAGACCGUGGCUUACAAGACCGUGGCGGCGCUGGCAGCGAAGAGGCGGCCGGUGGCGCGUGCGAAGAGUGCAGGGAGGAUGAAGCCCCGGUUCGCACCCGAUCUGAGCGCCAUUCCCGAGUGCGAGUGAACCAACACAAUGGCAUUUCCGGUGCAAAGUAUAGGCAGAUGGGGGAGGUGGAUUAGACUCUGUAAU